Erinaceus europaeus (western European hedgehog) is the source of this 1388-nucleotide messenger RNA. It is a transcript of the gene RHOG, whose product is annotated as ras homolog family member G. Gene Ontology annotation, molecular function: protein kinase binding; GTPase activity; GTP binding. Gene Ontology annotation, biological process: regulation of cell shape; actin filament organization; cortical cytoskeleton organization. Gene Ontology annotation, cellular component: cell cortex; cytoskeleton; cytoplasmic vesicle. The transcript has 2 exons. The record is from RefSeq and is a predicted model, not a curated record. The coding region runs from base 266 to 841 and encodes 191 amino acids. Lineage: Eukaryota; Metazoa; Chordata; Mammalia; Eulipotyphla; Erinaceidae.
GUCGGAGCAGGUGGGGGGAGGCCGGGGGUACCGACCGCGGACUUCCUGGUAGCGCCCCGCCCCGGCCGGCCCCCGCGCCCCGCCCCGGCCGGCCGGCCCGCCCCCGCCACUUCCUCCGGCCUCCCGCUCUCACUUCCUUCUCUAGCCCCUAGCCGCUGCCGCCGCCCCCAGCUCCCCCGCCGCGGGGAGGGCUUCAGGUCACUGCAUCCAGAGGGGCCCAGCAGGGGAAGGAGGCGUGGCCUCCACUGCAGCAGCUGCACCCACCAUGCAGAGUAUCAAGUGCGUGGUUGUGGGAGAUGGGGCCGUGGGCAAGACGUGCCUGCUCAUCUGCUACACGACUAACGCCUUCCCUAAGGAGUACAUCCCCACGGUGUUUGACAAUUACAGCGCCCAGAGUGCAGUGGACGGGCGCACAGUGAACCUGAACCUGUGGGACACAGCGGGCCAAGAGGAGUACGACCGUCUGCGCACACUCUCCUACCCUCAGACCAACGUCUUUGUCAUCUGUUUCUCCAUCGCCAGCCCGCCCUCCUAUGAGAAUGUGCGGCACAAGUGGCACCCAGAGGUGUGCCACCACUGCCCUGACGUGCCCAUCCUCCUGGUAGGCACCAAGAAGGACCUGAGAGCCCAGCCCGACACCCUCCGGCGCCUCAAGGAGCAGGGCCAAGCACCCAUCACCCCGCAGCAGGGCCAGGCGCUGGCCAAGCAGAUCCAUGCGGUGCGCUACCUCGAAUGCUCGGCCCUGCAGCAGGACGGCGUCAAGGAAGUGUUCGCUGAGGCUGUGCGGGCCGUGCUCAACCCCACGCCGGUCAAGCGCGGGCGGUCCUGUGUCCUCUUGUGACCCUUGCACCCAGCUUGGAGGCUGUCCUUCCCCCUCCUCCCCCCACCAUUUGUGCCUUGGCGCCUCAUCUGCCCCCAGCUGUGCCUUAAGGACUAAUUUGGCAUCCCUUGCCAGGGGGCUCCCUGAAUGCCUAUCUCUCCAUUAGGAGGCCCAUCAGGAAAGCGGUUCUGGGCCCUACCCACUUUUACUUGGGAACACCAGGUAUUCUAGAGCUCACCCAGGCCAAAGUUGGACCCCUGCCCAUUCUCCCCUACUGACCUAGCUUUCCACACAGAUGUUGCUUGCCCGAUGUGGUGCCUUCUGUCAGGUUAGGAGCGCCUAGCUAUCCUUAACCUCGCUGCUCUUUGAAUUUAACCUCCCCCCCGCCCCCAGAUGCUCUUGCCCAUUCCUCAAAAGAGCCAUGGAAUCCUGAGACGAAUGUGCCCUAACCUGCUCCCAUGUGCCCAGGCCUUAUGCAUCCGCUGACUGAUUCAGCCUCCCCCCCCCCCAGGCUCGUGGGGACCAUUCCUACCCCCAUCAGCAUCAAUAAAACCUCCUGUCUCCAGUG